Molecule: messenger RNA, 471 nt
Organism: Zasmidium cellare ATCC 36951
Lineage: Eukaryota; Fungi; Ascomycota; Dothideomycetes; Mycosphaerellales; Mycosphaerellaceae
Exons: 1
Coding region: 1-471 (156 amino acids)
Biological process (GO): proteasome regulatory particle assembly
Molecular function (GO): protein-macromolecule adaptor activity
Source: RefSeq, a predicted model, not a curated record
AUGCCCACCCACAACCUUCCCCCCGACGCCUUCCAAACCUUCAGCGCCUCGACCCCCAUAACCCCCGCCCUCUUCGCCACCGCCCUCCGCGACCUUCCCCUCGAAACCCUCUACGCCAGAGCGGCCGAGCUCCAAAACUCCAUCUCGCACCUCCUCUCCUCCAACAUCCAGAUGAAACCCUUUGCGGACGCGGGCGACGCGGAUUGCGUGGACGCGAUUCGCGAGAAUGAUGAGGUCGUGAGGAGGUUUGAGGAGCGGGUGGGGUUGUGUAGGGAGGAGGCGGAGCGGAGGGGGUUGGGGUGGAGUUUGCAUGGGGCGGAUGAGGAGGGGGUGACGAAUGGGGAGGGGGUUAAUGGGAGUGGGAGUGGGAAUGGGAGUGGGAGGUUGAGUGAUGAGGAGUUGAGGAGAAGGUUGGAGGCGCAGAUGGUCCAGGAAGAGGAGGGGGAAGAGGAGGAUGGGGUGUAUUUGUGA